AUGUCCACACGCGAUACACCAAGCCUCAGCACCCCGUUCAACCCCAAACCUUCCAAUUCACACCUGAAUGAAUCCCUAGAGGGCAUUCCAAGGUAUCUUUUCCGUGUCUCGGACCCCUCUGCGCUCGGAACAACGACUGAGACCGAGGUGUGCUCUGAGGCCGCCAGGAUCUCGCCGGAACACCUACGCGACCUCUAUCAAUUGCCAUCACAGCAGGCUGCUCAGCUCCUCAAUACUCACUUGUGGGGGAACUGUUCACAUUCCGGCCUAGACAGAUGUAACCUGGUAUCCUGGACCAGCUCUCUUCUCGUAGCCCUCCAGCUCGGCUUCUUUUGUCACGGCCGCAGUUGGAACCCUCAAGAACUGUCCGAAAUCAAGGUUCUAAUGAUCGAUACUCGACAGUUCAAUUCAAGGGGUUUUGCUCGCGAUUUGCAGGCUAUUGCCGCUUUCAAAGAUGUAUCCGAAGUAGGAACCAAGCUCCGCUCACUUUAUGGGUUGCGCAGCAGCGGUCGGUUCUAUCCGGGAGAAUACCUUUCGCAAGGGAAGCUAACCAUCAGCCCCGAAAAGUCUUGCCAAGUAUCCAUGCAAGAACUCGUCAAUCGCGGUAUUCGAAAUGUUUGUUCUGGGUUGGGCAACGAUGCACACUGGGAUAAAUGGGCUAUACGGAUCAGAGAUCUACGGACCGAGCUUAAGUCUCAAUCGCCGCCAAUACGGAGUACUGAGGUUCAAGCAGCCAUCAACGUGGCAAAGGCUUUUGGGCAUUUUGAAAUACCUGGAGUCAUCAUGCUUCUCAGUCUUACCCCUUGUGACUUGUCUAGCGGCGGUGCGGCAAUCGUUGACAUGCUUCUCGGAGCAUACUCCAGGGCUUUUUCAGAGCAAGCCGUUAUUCGACAUGUUUCUUUCCCUUGGUUCAUCCCAGGCGCCGAUAGUGAAAGGUUGCCUGAAUUGGAGAGGUGGCGAGUUCUGAGCGACCGUAUUGGAAGGCACUUGACGCUGAACAUCGAUCAGUUAAGGCGAGAGUCGGAAGGAGGGGAUAGCGGGCAUGGUCAAGCAGAUGACCUGGCAAGUGGUUUCGCAAGUCUUGCAAUCCAAUCAGAUGACGUUAGCUGA
This is a messenger RNA of Colletotrichum tamarilloi, 1110 nucleotides long. RefSeq lists its product as uncharacterized. NCBI's taxonomy places the organism in Eukaryota, Fungi, Ascomycota, Sordariomycetes, Glomerellales, Glomerellaceae. The transcript is spliced from 2 exons. Bases 1 to 1110 code for a protein of 369 amino acids. The record is from RefSeq and is a predicted model, not a curated record.